CACGAGUAUGAAAAUGGCCACAAUUACUUAGAGGCUUACAUCUGGCUCACUUUGGGGGCACGAACUCCCACACACGCGCACACACAGUCACGCACUGAAACAUUAUGCCUUGCCUUUCUCUCUCUUCUCUUCGUCUCCCUCCUGCUGCUCCUCCUCCACCGUCUUCUUCUUCCUCUGUUGAAUUUCGCAGAGUAGCUUUUCUCCGAGCUUCGGCGUCGGUAGUUUCCGCGGCUUCCACUUCCGAGCCGAAAGUUGUGGUUACUAGAGAACGCGGCAAGAACGCUAAACUUAUUAAUGCUCUGGAGAAGCAUGGAGUUGCUUGUCUCGAGCUUCCUCUUAUCCAGCACAAGCAUUUACCAGAUUUAGAUAAGCUGUCAUCUUUGUUAAAGUGCUCUGCAUUUGAUUGGAUCAUUAUAACAUCACCCGAGGCAGGAAUAGUUUUCCUUGAUGCUUGGAAAGCUGCAGGUAAUCCAAAUGUCAAAGUAGGCGUGGUUGGAGGUGGUACAGCAAGUGUGUUUGAAAAUAUUGCACCAUCUUCAAAGCAGUUCCUAAAUGUUGCCUUUUCACCUUCCAAAGCAACUGGUAAGGUUUUGGCUUCAGAACUUCCAAGGAAUGGAGAUGAAAGAUGUACAGUUCUAUAUCCUGCUUCAGCAAAAGCUAGCAAUGAAAUUGAAGAAGGCCUUUCAGAGCGUGGAUUUGAUGUCACCCGACUGAAUACUUACACAACGGUGCCUGUCCAGCAUGUUGAUGAGAAGAUUUUAAAAAGGGCACUUUCCAUGCCUGUAGUUGCUGUAGCCUCACCUUCUGCUCUGCGGGCAUGGGUCAAUCUAGUUCCAGAAUUGGAAAGGUGGAAUUAUGCUGUUGCUUGUAUUGGCGAGACAACUGCUUUAGCUGCAAAAAGACUGGGAUUGAAGAGUGUGUAUCAUCCAACAAACCCUGGUCUUGAAGGGUGGGUUGACAGCAUUCUGGAAGCUCUGAAACUUCAUGAUAAAGUCCAGAUAGUGUAAGGGUCAUUUGCCAGUUGCUUUUAACCAUUGAGGCGAGGCCAGCAUGUUGUUUAUUCUGCUUUGGGUAGAUGAGAAUCCGGAGUUUGAUCCAGCCGAAACCUUGGGGUGAUCACUGAAAGCUGGUGCAUCUUUGAACGGGUUGAUUAUGCUGGAAGAAACAAGAGAAAAAUGAUGUGACCAGAAAUGUGUAUCCUAAUAGCAACGAAGAGUAAAAGGGAAGCCCAGAAAUUGGACUCCUUUUAGUCCGGAAAGAUAGGGUGCUUGAAAGAUUAGGUCGUUUUGUAUAGUGCAUUAUUUUUUCCGUGUAUAUAUUCCAUUCAAUUUUGAAAUCUGCGUCUGAUAAGUCACUGAUCCUGAUGUAAAUUGUAUAUUGUGCCAGAAGUUUGCAUCAUUUCUGCUCACAAGCGUAUAACAGUGUAUCUUUGUAAUCCCUGUAUUCUUUCUGUUUUUUUCCCCCUAGUUUACAAAAUCCUAUUGGGUAUGCCUAAUAGUCGCUCAGUACGUGCACAAGUUCCAGCAGAGGGCAACAUCUGCAGUCACAUAAAUCUUAGUGUAACAAGAAACUAGAGAAUUUCCUGAAAUGAUUCGAAGUCUUACAUUGUGCUUGUUUCUGGAGAUCAUAGCUACCAGUGAAGGCCGAAUAUAUCCACAGGCUCGUGCACAGAAACUGAAGUCAUUUUCUGCAGCGUUUUUGUGUGUAGAAGUGUCAAAAAGCGCUUCCUCAACAAUCAGAAAAGUUCAAAAUGCUUCCUCACUUAUCUUGAGAUUGUCAUCAGCAAGGUAUUGCAGAAACUGCUUUUCAUUAUUCACUUCUCCGUUCAUUCUUUCCGUGCAAAACACCAACAUAGAAAGAAAAACAUGCAUGUUAUGGUAAUGAUAAAAUUUGGCACGGCCGAGUUUCUCUUGUUGUACUAGACGCACAAUGAUGUCAAUAAGCAUGUUAGAAUAUUAUUGCAUCCUUGGUUCAUUUUCUCUUCAUUUAUGAGCUAUAAUUAUAGAAUUAUAGUCAACCAAUCAGGGACAAACACCCUUUGAAUCUUAAUCCGAUUUGAUGUUUAUACUGUAACUAUUUGCAUAAGAUAUGAUGAUGACAGUGGGUGCCCAGAUAGGACAGUGGAGCAGUAAUCACUUAAAUAAACGAGUUCUUGGCUAGGCAAAAGUGGCUUUUGGUUGGCAAUGAUCGAUCACUGAAUAGAAAAAGAGCUGAUCUUUACGGCAUGUGGCUGCUUUUGCCCUUUUAUCAUGGCAGCAGCACCAGGAGGAGAAGGAGCUAAAACAUUGUUUCUGUUUAUCUAACUUGGCCUCAUGCUCGCGAAAAGCUGGACCCAGAAACCCAUGAAGAAGACUUUGGGACCUCCAUGGACAGGCAGUAGGACCACAAAGUAGAGCUUAAACCUUUUUCUAUCCUCAAAACAAUUACUUCUCCGUCUUAAAAUUGUUGUCCAAUUUGAGUUUUCGCGUUUAGUUAAAUUUUCGUUAAUCAGUGGAAGAGUAUUGGUCUUUGAGAGAUCUUUUUUCACAUUUAAACUUUUCAAACUCUUCUUUGUUGAGCUAAAAGUAGAUUGUGAUUUAUGACCAUCUAAAGGACUAAAGCUCGCAUUAUUGAAGGGAACA
Messenger RNA from Oldenlandia corymbosa var. corymbosa, 2621 nucleotides. NCBI's taxonomy places the organism in Eukaryota, Viridiplantae, Streptophyta, Magnoliopsida, Gentianales, Rubiaceae. The record is from the annotation of a GenBank genome assembly.